AACUGGUAUCAACCAACAUCAACUCAGCUCACCAUUACGAACGCGCGCAAACCUCAUCAGCCAUCGCAACUGACCCAGACACCUUCUGGCUCAGUUCUCAGAUUCUCUCCAGUAAUCUUCCGCACGUUUUAUGCAACCAGAGCCAUCCGCAAUCUUCCCAGCAACAGAUCUAGCCGAGUCACAGCAACCCCACUCCCUCGACUCCCAACAUGGCUACCACGACCACUCAGACAGCGCCACCGGGCCAGCAGCAUCAGACGCUGAUGCGGCGGCCAAUGCUGUCGUCUCGCAUCCCGUCGAGCGCGCCGCGUCGGACGCGACGACGGAGCCCUCGCUACCUGCCCUCAUUGGAAGGCGAACGAGUCCACAACGCCGAUUGAAAUCGCCUGAUUCACCGUCGCCACCUGCAUACAAUCGCAUUAUCGAGUACGAGAAUGCCUUGAGUCCAUCGCCGAAGCGCAAGCAAGGGCCGGUGUUUGAAGUGAUCAAAAAGCCGGGCAAUCCAGGUGACAAACGCUCUCUGAUACUGGAACUACCGAAUGAGGUUUUGGUACAAUCUCUUGCUCAGCUCUCGCCAACAGAUCUGGCAUCUAUCUCUCUCGUCUCUAAACGCUUUCAUGCUCUUGUCAAUGGCCCUCAUGCAUGGCGGAGCGCCUUCGCCCACUUUUUCCCUGGGUCACAGUCCCUCGAGACAGACGCAGAUGACUCCGACGAUGAUGAUUCGGGUAUCAUACGAGUUGCCAAAAGAUCAUUCACCCGCUUGACUGCGCUUGCUUCGUGGCGUAGCGAGUACAUCAUACGUACGAGGCUCUUGCGCUCUUUGGCUCGUGGCAAGCCCGCGCAGAGUGCAAGCUCCUCCAAUGCUCCGCGUGGUAGCACUGCAUUGCCCGUGGUGAUGUACAAGUCGCAGCUUUUGACAACUGUCAAUCACCUUCACGCAACGUACAGCGGUGGCACCAACAGCCAGCGGUUUCCUCGUUUCAUACACGGAGCCGAUGAUGUCGGAGCCGCCACUUCAAGCGAUCCCACCGCACUCAAGGUAGACAAUUGGGGUCUCUCUGAUCCUCAAUUCUUUCUGCAAUUCGCAGAAAGAUUUCCCGGAGAUGCGCAAUACGGGCUAGGACCUGCUGAAGUUGUAGGUGUGCCGAACUCUAUGGACGUCAGUCGACCUUUCGGGAUGGUCUAUGGCGAAGGUUUCCCUGGAGGCUUGACGUAUUAUCGAUCGACAGAAGAAAUGCGAGGUCGCUAUCUGGCUGGUUCGACAGCUCUAUCGAUGCCAGCUCUUGGCAUUCCAAAGCUUGUUCCCGAUAAAGAAGCUGUGACAGCUGUCUGGAUAGCCAAGUGCAACUCCAUACCCUCUGUGAGCGACGGAAUGGUCGGCUUAUUGACAGGAUCAUCGUUAGGCGUGAUCACUUCAUACAGCCUCGGAGCGGUGGCCGGUAAGAACAACCACAGUCGCGAUCAUCGACUCGAUCGAGGCGAGGUGACCGCACGCUGGGUCUUAAGUCCGGGGGUCCCUCUUGUCGCCAUUGCUAUCGACGAAGAAUACAGCCCAGCACGAUACGCGCAGAACCGUAUAUGGGCAACGGCAGUCAAUGCACUGGGCGAGAUUUUCUAUUUGACAAAAUUCCCGAAGCGCGUCACGUCUGAAAGUGGCGCACGAACCGACCUGGAAGCAGCUGAGCGGAAUGCAUGGCUCGCCGGGCGAAGCGUUUAUUGGAAGCUGGUCGAAGCCAGCCGACGAAUUGCACGCCUCGAUCCUUACGCCGACAGUUCCUACGAUGGAAGUUAUUCUCCUCGCAGUUCAUGGAAUGGCAUGUGCUUGAGUCAAGAUCAGAUUCAGCACGAGACUAAGGAGAUCGAGAUGUUUGCCUCGCGUAAGCCACGAGAAUUUCAGAGAACUUGUUUGGAUUGGGACAUGCAGCGUAGAAUAUUGGUUGAUUUCGCUGGUGACGAUGGCAAUUUUGCGGGAGAAAACAUUGUUGUCAUACGAUGCAGCGAUGAUGAACCAUCUCAAAAUCCUGUCCGCCGCUACAGUCGCUGCAGAGUACGGGACGACGCUCCUGUGGAUUCUAUUUCAACACCUCCGUUGACUGUCGGGAGUACGGAGCCCACGAGUCCUCAGUCAAUUUUUGGAGCAGCGCCAUCUCCAGCGCUUUCGCCCACAGCCAACAUUACCUUCGAGGGAUUGAAUGACUCUCUCGCACGUGGAGGAUAUGACGGUUCCUCGACUCCACGACCAAUGGUGGAAGAAUGGCGCAGCACCACUUACUCUACGGGUGGUCUGAGAAUCGGGCAGAUUCUAUCAGCCGCAAUUGACUCAUCUCUUUACGCCACACAGACGGCUUCAGAGGAUCAGCUCUUGAAUUUCUCAGGCAAAUCGACCUCUUCGUCGCCUUCAAUGACUCCUCAAUCUCCGACAAGCGCCGCCUCAAACUCUGGAGAUGUCCCGGGUCAUCGGGCUCGUCUAUUUGCGAUUGGCACCAAGCUGGGAACUGUUUUGGUAUGGGACAUUCGUUCGCCUAUCCCUCAAACAGCUGGUUCCGCAAGCAUUGUUGAACCUGUCCGGAUUAUCAAUACAGACUCGCCGGAAAUAUCAUCACUCGCUCUGACAUCUCUUUACCUAGUGCAUGGUGGUAACGAUGGGCUGGUACAGACCUGGGAUCCUCUAGGAUCUACUCGAAGCCCUAUUCGGACACUCCAUUCACGAUUCUCUUCUCGUGCUCGGCGGGAUCUGGCACGAGCCAAUGCCUCUCCCCAGGGUGUAGGUAUCAAUCUUUAUGCUGCCGGUGCGAUCAGCCUGGACCCUGACCCAACGAUUCUGCGUGGAAUGGUGUCGCUUGGUAAUCAGCUCAGAUACUGGUCGUUCAGCUCUUCCGCUGCUGAUCAAUACAAGUCGAGCAAACGUCGUCUCCGCCACGGUCAGCGCGGUAGCAACGCUGCGGCAGACAAGUUCACUGGUGUCGUGCGAUCGAACCUGAAGGACUACAUUGCUCAUGAGAGGUCCGAGCUUGAUCGAGAGAAGCAGCAACGCAGACAAGAUUCACAGCGCUUCGCAGGGCGUUUCGGCACGGAACUACUCGACGGAAGCGAGGAAGAAAUGCUUGCUUACGCAGCGAUGCUGAGUCAAGAGUCACAUGAGCAAGAGGCAUUGCGUCGGAUGUCGGAUGCGAGCGCAACGGCUAGCACGGUCGGUAGCAGCGCUGCUCACGGUGCAUGGGAAUCAAGUGCUCCCAUGUCGGAGCAAAAUCCGUCACCGAGGUUUUCGGCUGCGGUCAAAUCCGAUGAUGAGCUCGAUGCCGAUAUUGCCGAAGCCAUUCGACAAAGCCUUGCCACGUCUCCCAGCGCGCGUUCCUUCGAUAUUCCCAUCAGACAAGCCAAGCAGAAAGGUCGCAAGUUAUCCUCGGCAAAGACAUCGCCGCGAACGUCGCCUAUGUUAUCUGGCGCCGCCAGCGCGACAGAGAUGAGCGAUCUUGACUUUGUGCUACAGCUUAGCCUGGCGGAAGAACAGUCCAAACGGGGUGCGCACACUGCGACUGACGGUUCAUCCUCCCCCCAGCCUCAGUCGAACCAGCACAACUGCUCCAGCAGCAAAACAUGGAUUCCAUAGGCAACUGGCGGUAGUUCCUGGUGACUUCGGAGGUCGCAAAGAUACUGUUGGAAGCAUUCGUUCGAUCUCUGUCUGGCAUGGCAUCGCGUUCAACACCGACGUCAUUGCACAUCAGAAUGUCCUGAAGACUUCUGCUGUGAAUAGUCCCAACGUUUAAUCAAUCAACGGUCUUAGGUUAGCAUGGUUACCCAGAGGCUACUGAUGUUUCUGAAGUCAUGGUAGUUCGUGAAUAUAAUCCGAGUGGGACGUU
This is a messenger RNA of Dissoconium aciculare CBS 342.82, 3860 nucleotides long. RefSeq lists its product as uncharacterized. Gene Ontology annotation, biological process: proteasome-mediated ubiquitin-dependent protein catabolic process. Gene Ontology annotation, cellular component: proteasome regulatory particle, base subcomplex; cytosol; nucleus. The transcript is spliced from 2 exons. The record is from RefSeq and is a predicted model, not a curated record. Gene Ontology annotation, molecular function: polyubiquitin modification-dependent protein binding. Bases 131 to 3610 code for a protein of 1159 amino acids. Lineage: Eukaryota; Fungi; Ascomycota; Dothideomycetes; Mycosphaerellales; Dissoconiaceae.